Procambarus clarkii (red swamp crayfish) is the source of this 3090-nucleotide messenger RNA. Its product is annotated as Leucyl-tRNA synthetase, mitochondrial. Gene Ontology annotation, biological process: mitochondrial translation; leucyl-tRNA aminoacylation. Gene Ontology annotation, cellular component: mitochondrion. Lineage: Eukaryota; Metazoa; Arthropoda; Malacostraca; Decapoda; Cambaridae. Gene Ontology annotation, molecular function: aminoacyl-tRNA deacylase activity; ATP binding; leucine-tRNA ligase activity. The record is from RefSeq and is a predicted model, not a curated record.
GAUCUGGCAACACUGUGUUGUGGAGCGACUUGUCCAAGAAAUUCCCGGGAAAGUGCUGGCUGCCGGUCCCCUUUCAUUCCUCUACUGAACAGCAAUGUGUGAACAAUGAACACGAACAUAACCCACAGUGUUCACUCUCUACCUCAACUUGUCUGAGACGCAACACACAAAUCAGGACAAUGGAAAGAUUGGCUCAAAUAUCGCAGCAAUGGAUGACACGAAGGCUGGCGUCGGCCAUGCCCCACUACAGACUGUUAUUCAGCAAGACUGGAGUGUGGCCGAACUUUGAAGAGGAGUUGCCUACGGAGAUUAAGAAAGAGGCAGAAGCCUAUUGGAAAAAUAAAUAUAAUGGCCUUUCCCAUCAAUCAGUUAAACAAUGUGAAGCUUGCAAUGAUAAAGGGAAGAAGUAUGUUCUCUCCAUGUUCCCAUAUCCAUCUGGUAAGCUGCAUAUGGGCCACGUCCGUGUGUAUGCCACCAGCGAUGCCAUGGCCAGGUAUUACCGGCUCAGAGGAUACAAGGUUAUUCAUCCUAUGGGCUGGGAUGCUUUUGGCCUACCAGCUGAAAAUGCAGCAAUUGAUAGUGGUGAGAUGCCUGAAAAAUGGACCUUGAGUAAUAUUCAGCAGAUGAAAGAUCAGCUACAGGAGCUGGGUUGCAGAUUUGACUGGGAUCGAGAGAUUGCAACAUGUGAUCCAAAAUAUUACCGUUGGACUCAAGCCAUUUUUCUCCUCUUGUUUCAAGCAGGACUGGUAUAUCAGGAGGAGGCAUUGGUGAACUGGGACCCAGUGGAUCAGACUGUGUUGGCAAAUGAGCAGGUGGACGUCAAUGGUUACUCGUGGAGGUCUGGUGCCAGAGUGGAGAAACGCUUUCUGAAACAGUGGUUUAUCAAGACAACCAGGUUUUCAAAAUCUCUCGUUGAAGGUUUGUCUGACCCAACAUUGGAAAAUUGGAGUGACAUCGUCAAGAUUCAGCGUCAUUGGAUUGGAGAUUGUGUAGGGUACAGGGUAGAGAUGCCUGUAGAGCAGCUGGAUACAUGUAGUAAAGAUACUUAUGUACAAGAAAGUGGGAAAUUGGCCUUAUGGAUGGCACAGCCAGAGCUUAUAUAUGGAAUAAGCUUUAUUGGAGUUCAUUCUGGUCAUAAAUAUGAUUCAGACUCUUAUAAAGUACAGAAACAUGAUAAAUAUCAGUUAUUGAGUGUUUGUGCUGUUUGCCCUAUCAGUCAAAGACGAAUUCCAGUUAUUGUUUGUGAUGAUUUGCCAUACAUUGAAGAUGCUGAGUUUUAUGUAGGAAUUCCUUGCAUAUCCAGUGUUGAUAUGUCUGUUGCAAGAACGUGUAAUUUUGAAACUCCAGAAGUUAUUGAAAAUGGCAAGCUAGUAAAUUGUGGUAACUUAAGCGGCUUAAUGUUGGACUCGGCAAGAACACUAGUAACUAAGCAACUUGCUGAAAUAGGAGCAGGGGGAUUUCAGGCUAGUGUUAAGUUACGUGACUGGUUGAUAUCACGACAGCGGUACUGGGGCACCCCGAUUCCAAUCAUUCACUGUCCAGAUUGUGGAUUAGUCCCUGUGCCUGAGGACCAGCUUCCAGUAGAACUGCCUCAGAUUACAAGCUUCCCAAAAAGAGGUAUAUCGCCACUCAAGGAGGCAAGUCACUGGCGGAAAUGCAGUUGUCCAAGAUGUGGAGGUGAGGCAGAACGUGAGACAGACACAAUGGACACCUUUGUUGAUUCAUCUUGGUAUUUUCUUCGUUUCCUUGAUCCCAACAACAGCAAGUCGCCCUUCUGCUACAACAUUCAAGAUACAAUGAUGCCUGUUGAUCUGUAUGUUGGGGGCAAAGAACAUGCUGACCUUCACUUGUACUUUGCCCGAUUUAUGCAACACUUUCUGGGCAGCAAGGGGAUUGUAAGCCACUCGGAGCCCUUCAAGAGACUCAUCAUGAUGGGUAUGGUCAUGGGACAGUCAUAUUUGGUUAAAGGUUCUGGGCGUUACAUCACUAAAGACCAAGUAGAUUUUUCAGUUAAUCCACCAGUGGAGCUUGGAUCUGGUGCACCAAUAGAAGUUACAUAUGAAAAAAUGAGCAAGAGCAAACUAAAUGGCGUUGACCCACAGGAAGUUCUACAGAAAUAUGGUACAGAUACCACCAGACUGCUGAUGUUAGCCAACUUUGCUCCUUCAUCGCAAAGAAACUGGUCUGAGGAAACGUUUCCUGGCAUCCUUAAUUGGCAGAAACGUCUGUGGUUGACUGUUUCGGAUUUUAUACGCAUCCGAAAGAAUAAAGAAGAGAGCAACGGAAUGUCUUUAAGCUCAGAAGAAGCUCAGGAACAUGAUAAAUUCCUGUGGGAGAGCCGCAACCGUUACCUUCAAAGCAUUACUUUUCAUUUUGAACAUACUCAUCAGUUGAGUGUUGCUAUCUCAUACAUGCAGGGUUUAACUGGCAAUCUGCGGAAAGUACCAAGGUGCUGUGCAUUAAGCGAGGAAUUUGAGUUGACAUUGGGAGCAUUAAUAAUUAUGCUGGCCCCCUUAACUCCUCACUUCGCUAGUGAACUGUGGGCAGGAUACUGUAGUGUUGCUACCUCUCCACACACCAAACACGACCUUCCUGUAGUAGAGCAGUCUUGGCCUGAAGUUGAUCAAGAUUACUCUCUUUCUCUUAAGUAUUCGAUACCUGGCAAAGAGACACGUGAGGUGAAAGUGGCCAGGAAGAUACUGGACCACUUGACCCCUGAUGCAGCGUUAGAUCUGAUUGCUGCUGAUGAUGACUUUAAAGACUACAUGGAAGGAAGGUCCAUCAUCACAACACAUCUCAAAGUCCUACCAGGGAUGGAAGCAUCUGUGCAUUUCACAUACGAGGUGCAAGACGUGGCUAAAGUAAAGGCAGCGUUUAAGAAGAUGAAGGCAGAGAAGAAAAAGCAGAAAAUGGAAAAAAGAUUAAACAAGCAAUUAAGAAAAGCAGAAAGUUGAUAAUAGUAAUGUAAGCUUGUAAUACUGUACAGUGUUCUAAUUAAUAUGUGAAAUUACUUGUAAAUAUUUAGUAUUUUUAUGUGUGUUCCUAAUUUGACAGAUGAUGAAGACAAGUAAUAAAUUAUACGCAAAGGCA